Molecule: messenger RNA, 1226 nt
Organism: Nematolebias whitei (Rio pearlfish)
Lineage: Eukaryota; Metazoa; Chordata; Actinopteri; Cyprinodontiformes; Rivulidae
Gene: rep15
Product: RAB15 effector protein
Exons: 3
Coding region: 199-996 (265 amino acids)
Biological process (GO): receptor recycling
Source: RefSeq, a predicted model, not a curated record
CGCGGAGUUGGAUUCCUGAGGCUGAGCCUCACUCAAAACACAACUCGGAGACAGAUGGAUGGAUGCCGUGUGUCUCAGCAGAGCAGGGGACUGGAGAGGAGAACUGGGAGCCAACCUGGACCAGCAGGAAUAUCCAGACCCAUACUGUGCAUCAGGGAGACAGCAAUCUGAUCUUCUGCCCUCCCUUAACUUUUCAACAUGGGCCAGUCAGCCAGCCUGUCUUCUAGCCCUUCCAGGAACGUCAGCUUCUUCCACAGCUCUCCCAAACAACCCCCCUUCGAUAAGAACCAACCAGGCGUCUUUGCCAAGCUGACAACGCCCUCUUUAAGCAAGCCCAAAGAUUUCGUACAUCUCAUCAGUAACUGCAUCUCCGCCGCAUCGACCAGAACUCAGGAAUACCUCGCCUUCAAAGACCCAGAAGAAAAGUUCCACCCGAGUCCUCAGGCAUUAACUCAGGUCUUCCUGAUGACUUACAUCGCUCAGAGCUUCAGCCUCAACAUGACGGACACCUUCAACUGCACCAUCAUGACCCCUGAGCAGCGCAUCCUGCUGGGUGCUGACUGGGUUUGGGCCUUGCUUGAGAAGCCCACCAAGAACCCUAAAAUCCAGAUAGCUGUGCAGGUUGUUCACCUGCCUGAGAGGGAGAACCACGAGAACGCUGCAGAGGAGGCCAAGACUGAAUCCAUCAAGAUGGCCCAGAUGGAGUCGAGCAGUAAAAACACGUACGAGAGGAUGGUCAACUUCUGCGCUUCCGUCGGCAAAGACUGCUACGCCCUCUUCUUGUUCUUUGGGAAAAAAGACGACAAGAAGAACAUCUACGGCGUCCUCAGCAAUAACAUGGAGGUGGCCAUUACAAAAUGUGGCCGGGUAGACAGAGCUUUGGUUGAGAACUUCUUUAAAGGUACAAAGACUUUCCAUAAAUCUUCAGAAAUGAUGCGUUCGAUUAUUAACAAUGAAAAGAGCGAACCCCUCACUCUAACCAUUAAAUUCAGCUGAAGACUGGAGCAUUUGUAUCACACUGAUGCAGACCAUUGUCACCACGAAAGAAACAUUCCUGAAAGCUCCACGUUUUAGUUAUUCCAAAGAAACAAAAUGUAUAUUUCUAAACUGAUCGUGUACAGAAAGAUCCCAUUUAAAAGGCACAUUCAGAAAAGUUUGAAUUAAAAGUCACUUAUUUAACUUCUUUUAGUGACGAACAUGAAACUGCCACAUCAUUUAUAAUCAUC